AUGAGUCUUAGCGAUCAAGGUGAAAUUACAGAAUCUCAAAUAACUGAGACAGAUAAAAGUGAUGAAGAUCGGGAGAUGGGGGAAGGGGAGAUAAUUGAAGAGAAUUUAGAAGAUGGAGAGUUGGAAGAUGGUGAAAUAGAUGAUGAUCCUCAAGAUAUCCCUCCAAAUUCUGAUCCUAAUAAAUUUACUAUUAAUUUAGGUUCGGUUAAUAAUAAACCUGAAGAGAAUGUAGAUCAAGAAAACAACCGAGAACAACGUGUUCAUAAACAACCCAAGAAUUCAAAUCGUGAGAAAAAGAAACGUAAAAGAAGACGAGACAAAGAGGAUGAAAAUGACUCGAGAAAGCAUGGUAAAAAGAAGAGAUAUGUAGACCAUGACAGGAUCAAUGAAGAUGGAGACAUGCAGUGGUUGGGUGAGAAACAUCAUGUUGGUGGUCACAAGUCUAACAAACGUCAUAGAAACCGGGGUGAUAGUCGUUCACCCAAUCAUGAAGUGUACGACAGUCCGUAUGAUAGUCCACCUGGUUUAUAUGAUAGUCCGUCUGAUGAAGAUGGUGAAAGAAAUGGUGAAGCUACGAGUAUGUUAGGUCUGGUACAAGAUGAGUUUAUGGAUGUCAGUAUCACGGCUCAAGAAAGACAACAAGAGAGACAACAAGAAAGACAACAUGAUGUAGGAGAAAAUGAUAAAAGAGAACACAGAGAGAAAAGAUCAAAGAAGAAAUAUAAACAGAGACAACAGGAUGGACCACGACAUCGUGAAAGAGAUCGUGGUGAUCGUGUUGAAAGAGAAAAGAAAGUACCACUCAAUGAUUUACCACGUUCAGAACGACCACAAUGUAAAUUCUUUAAAGAAGGAAAAUGCCAAAAGGGAUCUAGUUGUCAAUUUAACCAUGAUUUUCAACCUGAAAAGAAGUUAGAUGUCUGUAAAUAUUAUUUAGCAGGUGCUUGUAAUAGAGAUAACUGUGUUUUCUUACAUGAUAUCCUUUUAUUAGAAAAAAUACUGACUAACAUAGAGACGUAA
Messenger RNA from Lottia gigantea (owl limpet), 1020 nucleotides. RefSeq lists its product as hypothetical. Gene Ontology annotation, molecular function: RNA binding; metal ion binding. Gene Ontology annotation, biological process: negative regulation of DNA-templated transcription. The coding region runs from base 1 to 1020 and encodes 339 amino acids. Gene Ontology annotation, cellular component: nucleus. The transcript has 6 exons. The record is from RefSeq and is a predicted model, not a curated record. Lineage: Eukaryota; Metazoa; Mollusca; Gastropoda; Lottiidae.